AUGGCUUCUGUUUGGAACUUUCUCACCACGUUCUCCUCAACCGAGGUUGACAAGACGAAACUCAAUCAAUUCCGCAACACCGUUCGACAUUUGCUCGAGAAUAGCGUAAUCAGCGAAGCAAAGUUUCUCCCCGAGAGUGAGAUCAAAAAGCUUGUGACGCCAGCCAAGAUAAAACUAUUGUUGCCAAAUGCCAAGUCAGAGUUGGUAGACUUUAUCUGCAGGGAUGCAAAAAAGCUCUUCAUGACUGCAUCAUUGCACCAUGGUAAUCUUCAUGAUAUCAUGAGUACUUUCAAGUAUCAUGGCAUGACAGAUGAGAACCUCCCAAUCCGCGAUCUCACCUCGGAAGAUAAGUAUUGCGACAUUCACACUGAGGGGCUCCAAAGAGUCUGCAGCCAUGACAAAGCUUUGGAAGCUUUUCAUCGCUGGGAUUCUCACGAUGUCUGGACCUUUUACAAUGAUCAAUGGACCUUUUGCGCGCCAAUACUCGAUAUGGAAUGCUCUUCCCAAGAAUUCCACGCGAAACAUGUACUCCCUUUUAUAGAAAAGGGUACUACCCAGAAGGAUGGCCAUUUCAGCACGGUCUGUGAGGCUGUAAUUCAUCCUAGCCAUCAAAUUGGUCGCGGGUCAUCCAAGUCGAACACAGAUCAGACACCUGUUGCUCUGAAAGAAUUGAAAAACCUGAGCGAGCCCAACUAUAACGUACAUGUGUCUUGGCUGAAUGAAGCAAAUGCCCUCUUCCAGAUUGCCGAGCUUCGUCACAAGCAUCUCAUCAGUCAGGCCACUGUCUUCAAACAGGGGGAAAGAAGAUUCAUCAUGCUCGAGUGGGCUGAUGGGGGUACUUUACGGGAUAUUUGGCAGAGAGAGUCUCACGACAGAUCUAUCCUAGAUGGUAACAAGGUCAUGAGAGUACUGGAAGAACUGACUGGCCUUGCUAGUGCGCUCUCGACGUUACACGGCACUAACACUAGAACAGAGACUGGAAAGGCGACAUCUACUGAUCGCAUAAAGGAUCAGGCUGGUUCGAGAUCCAAAACAGUCCCCUCCCAGGGUCAGAGUAAUCGUAAUGCCAAUCGCUUGACUGUUCCAAAAAUACGUUUCGAAGGAAUAAGCUCGGAUGACGAGAACGACUCCAGCGAUAACGCCGAAGAGCAGCAUUGGCGCCAUGGAGAUCUCAAGCCCGACAAUAUCCUCCAUUUCAAGGAUGAAAAUUCUCCCUGGCUAGGAACGCUCAAAAUUGCUGACCUUGGCCUCGCCAAACAACAUGCAUUUGCCACUACCCAGAGACAAGAUCCGACACAACAGAAAUACACAACCUCGCACUACGAAGCACCUGAGGUUAUCACCACCCUGAAUGCUCGAGUGCCUAGGUCUCGCCGAUAUGAUAUAUGGUCUAUGGGUUGCAUCAUAUUUGAGUAUGCGAUUUGGCUUCUGUACGGCUAUGAUGAGGGACUGAGAAGAUUCUACAACGAGGGGAAAGAUAUCGACCCGUAUCGAGAAACACUGUACUUUACAGCCGAUCUGACUACCAGGGUAGCUCAAGUGAGUGACGCGGCGCGAAGUUGGAUCAGCCAUAUUUUGGAAGUCGACCCGGAAUGCAACCGAGCGACGCCAAGCGUGAUCAAAGACCUCAUUGUGUUGGUCAGGGAUAAGCUUCUUGUUGUUGAUCUACCCAAGGAAAACAUGAGUCAGGACGGCAUUAAGCGAUGUCGUGCUAGUGCAGACGACUUGGAAAGGAUCCUGAAGAACAUCAAGAGAACAGCCAUUGACGAUGAACACAAGGGAGGCAAAUACCUGUCUUCGGGUAAAAGUCGCAACGGAGUUUCUCCCCCUCGUCCACAGCAGGUUCGAAGGCAAAGCUUAUUAUCAACGAGUUCAGGCUCGACCUCGAAACAAUCGAAUCUGUUCAAUGACACUUGGAACCGAAUGGAGGACAAGUCUCUUGCUCUUGGGGUCCUUAAACGUCACAAAGCCGCAAUCAUACAUAGUUUUUCUAUGUCUCAGAAAACAACAAAUUUGUGUGAGGGAUGUAAAAAGUUUGAUUUCUGGAGCGGCGAACCUAUAAUGAGGGAGAAUCUCGCGACUAUGAGGUCUAAGAUCCAUCAUUGUGAACUUCAUAGAAUUGUUUUCCGUUAUUUUCUAUCAAAGUCUUAUAACGACCUGGACACAAAGGAUAUUUGGAGACCUGACACCUCUCUUUUCAUGGACAGAAUGAAAAUGCCCUUACUGUCACUUUUCAAAAUUUCAGAUAACUCAAAAUGGAACGGAUCAUACUCUGAUGAUAUCCACCUUGGACUGCCCAAGCUUUUCAAACCCGGCACUCCCCCGUUCUACGACUUGCUUAUGACUUGGAUUCAAGAUUGCGACUUAAAUCAUCCCCAAUGUCGUCCCGCAGACAGAUCAGGCGUUCAAGUACCGACUCGCCUCAUUGACGUUGGUCAAGGUGAUGACAGAGACUCAAAGGUUUACCUUCGUGAAGGAGCGAGAGAGUUGUGUCAUCCAGAGACUGAGCUGCGAUAUGUUGCACUGUCACAUCCUUGGGGUAAUGGGGAAGAGCACGACCAUUUUUGCACCACAAAGGAAAACCUUGACAGUCGACUACGUCUCGGCAUUGAUAUCAAGCACUUUCCGAGCACAUUCAAGCAUGCAAUCGAGGUAACUCGGGCGCUUAGUGUCCCGUACCUCUGGAUUGAUUCACUGUGUAUCGUGCAAGGACCUGACGGGGACUUUGACACGAAAGCAAAAAGGAUGGAAGCCUUCUUCAGCUCUGCAUACUGUGUCAUUGCCGCAAGCCGCGCCAACGGAACUUCAAUAUAUGUUUGUGAGGCCAUCAAUGAUUUUCAACACGAUGUGAUAGAAGGAGCCUUGAAUAAACGCGGGUGGGUCCUACAAGAGCGUGCACUUGCUCCAAGGACAAUAUACUUUACUGAGAAUCAGACAUACUGGGAUAGCCAAGCAUCGUUUCUUACAGAUUCAAACUUCCCCAAGUUGGCUAUGAGGUCAACCAGAGGAGCAAAAGUUCGAUUCUAUGAGUCAUUGUACAAACAAUACUCGAAUCUUGAUUUUACAAAGAUACAUGAUCGGCCCAUAGCGAUUGCUGGGCUAGAACAACGGCUGGUCAGUGCCUUCAAGACCGAAGGAGGAUAUGGCGUAUUCAAUGGAGCAUUCUUCGGACGCAGUCUAUUGUGGAUGAGAGAUACAAAGCGAAGUGAUGGCCUGAAGUUAAUUGAAUUUCUCCGAGACCAGAAGUUCGCAGUCCCAACCUGGUCAUGGACAGCAUACGAAGGACCAAUCACAUACUUGGAAAUCCCUUUUGACCAUGUCCGACGGACAUAUGAGACCGCAGAAGGAAGGAUCCAAUCGCCUUGGGCUACCAGGGACUCAGAUUCUACUUCAGGUUCCCUGCAUACAGGAGAAUUGAAUGGAAAGAUUGACCUCACUGCUCAGGCGUGGGAGAUAUCAAACCUACCAUUGGCCGAGGCGCAGAGUAAAAUCAUCUACGAUGAAGGAACACCGCCACCGAGCGAACAUAUGCUAUGUGUCAUUGUUGGGAGCGAAAAGUCAAAGGUCGAAGUUCGUGGUACCGAAGACCUUGAGCAUUAUGUCUUGCUAGUUGCACCAUUUGAUCAUUCCAGCGACGGCCUUUACCGAAGGGUGGGUGUUGGCCGAUUAUUGGAAAGUUGGAUCGACAUGCGCAAGCCUGGCUUAAGAGUACCGCGGCGAUACGCUUCUGAAAAUGGAUGGAUCUUGACCACGAAAUUCAUGAUUGGCUGA
This is a messenger RNA of Fusarium oxysporum Fo47, 3771 nucleotides long. RefSeq lists its product as uncharacterized. Gene Ontology annotation, molecular function: protein kinase activity; ATP binding. The record is from RefSeq and is a predicted model, not a curated record. Lineage: Eukaryota; Fungi; Ascomycota; Sordariomycetes; Hypocreales; Nectriaceae. The transcript is spliced from 7 exons. The coding region runs from base 1 to 3771 and encodes 1256 amino acids. Gene Ontology annotation, biological process: protein phosphorylation.